Salvelinus fontinalis (brook trout) is the source of this 5902-nucleotide messenger RNA. RefSeq names its product CUGBP Elav-like family member 5. The record is from RefSeq and is a predicted model, not a curated record. The transcript has 12 exons. NCBI's taxonomy places the organism in Eukaryota, Metazoa, Chordata, Actinopteri, Salmoniformes, Salmonidae. Gene Ontology annotation, cellular component: nucleus; cytoplasm; ribonucleoprotein complex. Gene Ontology annotation, biological process: mRNA splice site recognition; regulation of alternative mRNA splicing, via spliceosome. The coding region runs from base 163 to 1737 and encodes 524 amino acids. Gene Ontology annotation, molecular function: mRNA binding.
CCCGAGCGUGAAGAAGACAGGUGCCAUUUGGGAAUUGGGACAGAACAAGCCCGUGUGUGUUUCCAUCUGAGUGCAUCGCUCUUACCCUCUCAGUAGCCUACUAGUGUGUGUGCGUGUCUCAGUGUGUGUUGUCACUGUCCUCCAACCUACUCCCAGCUCAGCAUGGCCAGAUUUACACAGAGUGAAAGCAGAAGGCAUCAGCAGCAGCAUCAUCCCCAGCCGCCUCAUCCCGCCCCCGUCAACCUGCUUCUACAGCAGCCGCUCUUACUUAUCCCUCAUCAGCAUCAGCUCGAUCACAGCCCUGUUCCGAAGCCCAUGAACGGACCCGAAACCGUCUCCAUGCACACGGACAGCGGCGCCAUGAAAGACCAGGACGCCAUCAAGCUCUUCAUUGGACAGAUACCGCGGAACCUAGAGGAAAAAGACCUGAAACCUCUCUUUGAGCAGUUUGGGAAAAUCCACGAAUUGUCUGUUCUGAAGGACCGAUACACAGGCAUGCAUAAAGGAUGUGCGUUUCUCACCUACUGUGCCAGGGAGUCUGCCAUCAAAGCCCAGAAUGCAUUGCAUGAGCAGAAAACCCUACCUGGGAUGACUCGUCCCAUCCAAGUGAAACCAGCUGACAGUGAGUGUCGUGGAGAGGACAGGAAGCUGUUUGUGGGGAUGCUGAAUAAGCAGCAGACUGAGGAGGACGUGUAUCGCCUCUUUGAGCCCUACGGUGCCAUCGAGGAGUGCACCGUGCUAAGAGGUCCUGACGGAAACAGCAAAGGUUGUGCGUUUGUGAAGUUCUCUACUCACUCUGAAGCUCAGUCUGCCAUCAGCUCCCUGCACGGGAGUCAGACCAUGCCUGGAGCGUCAUCCAGCCUGGUGGUGAAGUUUGCAGACACAGACAAGGAGAGAACCCUACGGCGCAUGCAGCAGAUGGCUGGACAGUUUGGCAUGUUUAACCCCUCUGUCUCUCUACCCACGUUCACUAGCUACAGCAGCUACACACAUGCCUUGAUGCAGCAACAGCAGGCUGCGGUGAUGGCCGUGUCUCAGGGGGGCUACCUGGCCCCCAGCCUCUCCUUCCCCUCCGCCCAGCUCCACCAGGUGGGGGCGCUAACCAUGAAUGGCCUGCCGCCCAACCCCCUCAACUCCGUGUCAGUGAGUUUGUAUUCCCCCCUUGCAGGUCUGAGCUCCCCUCCGUCCACCAUGCCCUCCUCCCUGCCCAGUCUGGUGACCCCCAUGAUGAACGGGUAUACGGGCCUCGCCCCCCAGGCUAACGUGCACCCUCUGGAGACCCUCUACACCAACGGCCUGCCCCCCUACUCCACCCAGAGCCCCACUGCUGCAGACACACUGCAACAAACCUUUACUGGGGUGCAGCAAUACACAGCCAUCUACCCAGCGGCUACACUGACACCUGUAGGUCAGUCUCUGGCACAGCACCCUCAGGUCAUUGGCCAACAACAGAGGGAAGGUGAGGGACCAGAGGGCUGUAAUCUGUUCAUCUACCACCUGCCCCAGGAGUUUGGGGAUAACGAGCUGAUGCAGAUGUUCCUGCCUUUCGGAAAUGUCAUCUCCUCCAAGGUAUUCAUGGACAGAGCCACCAAUCAGAGCAAAUGUUUUGGCUUUGUGAGCUUUGAUAACCCGGGCAGUGCCCAGGCUGCCAUCCAGGCCAUGAAUGGUUUCCAGAUCGGCAUGAAGAGACUAAAGGUGCAGCUGAAACGUCCCAAAGACGCCAGCCGUCCCUACUGACACCCCCCAGCAUAGGUUUAAACAGAAGAAUGGAGGACGUCUUUGAUGGAAUAAGACAUUUCAUGAAGGAACAAACUCAAAAGUGAUUCUGUUUUUUAAACAGUGGAAAAUAGACUUCAUAUGGGAGUUGGGAAGAGAUAUGCUUUCAUCUUCAAACAUAUCUGGCUGGGAGAGGACAGGACUCGGAGCUCUGCAGCAGUGAACGUUUGGUAUUACAGACAGACAGCAACGGGAUAGAACAAGACUUUCAAAAAAACAUUUUUUUUUUUGUUGUUGAUACAAACAGAAACAACUUUGAACAAUUCAGCAUCUUUGGAGACUUGGUAGUGAAGAAGAACACCACAAGCAGACUAAAAAGCAAUGCUAAAAAGGAUAUGGAUUUCUGAUAGACUCAAAGAGCAUAGUGAACAAGAGACUUCAGGUUUUUCCUACCAUGUAAUGAACGAAUAAGGGUUCAAACUUAAUCUGAGGAUGCCCAGUAUAUCUGGGAAGAGAUUAUUUCAAUUUUUCUUUCUUUCUCUCUUUCUCUCUCUCCUCUUUAUCCUUUCUCUGUGAGUCCCAAGCUUGCAACUUUCUCAAGUUUCCAUAGCAACCAAGCGAACUGCACCCCCUUGGGAUCGGAGGACCAAAUGUUUUUCUCUUUCUCUUUAAUAGUCAUGUACAAAAUACUAACAAUCAUAAUACAAUAACAGUAUACUGCUUAGUUUAGUGCAAACUAACAUUCAAAAAGAAUUGAAAUGCAGUAUUCUACUGUAGUUUAAUACAUAACAGUGACAGAAAGGUUCUUUAGGUCAGCAUUAGAUAAUUCACCAUCAGUGUACAGCUGACUACUAAGCAGUAUGUAAAUGUGAAAUUGGAUCAUGUAGCAGUCAGUUGGAGAGGUUAGUGAGGGAGAAUGUUGCCGCAAGCUCUUUCUGUGGGCUGGAAUACAUAAUGGAGCAGUUGUUUUGUUGAAAACCACCUCUUAUCAUCUGUUUACUGAUACACUUCAUCUUUGGGCACUCAGUUUGACCCUUGAACUAUUUGAGUUCUGUCUCCCUCUGCACAGCAACCACUCUGAGCCUCUGUUCUAUUCAAAGAUGCCCAUAGGUACAGAUCUAGGAUCAGCUCACUUUACCUGAAUUUUAACCUUAAAGCUGGAAUCCGUUGUGGUGAAAUUGCCCUCGUCCGUUUGCAAUAUUACAACAACAAACACGUUACUUCAAACAAUGAAGUAACGUGUUUUUCCACUCUGACAUCAUUGCGUGCACUAUUCUGCCUAUAGAGCAAAGGCCAUUGGAUCCCAUAUCGCUUCAGAAGCUAACUGCAGGUCUCGGGUCAGGGAUUAAAAAAACGGUGUCAGGUGUGCCACAUGGAGUAGAAUGACUAAUACUAUACUGUACAUGUAUUGUGUAAUGUUAUUGGAGUUUAUCUAAUACAUAAAGUAUAUGUAAUCCAUAGAAACUGUUCAUAGGAAAUGAUCUUAGGUCAGUUUUCUGGUUUAGGUGCUUAAUGGUUUAAGUUAUGAUUUGGGGAGGGACAGCUGAUCCAAGAUCUGUGUGUUCACUUUGUUUAGCCAGUAGACGUCAUGCAUCGGGUUCUUCCUGGUUAGGUCACAUUCUCAUGAAAAAUUCCUUCCCCUUACAGUAGCACAGAAAACACUAGUAUGGCACAAGUUAGAAGUUGUUUAUUGCACAAGCUAUUUCAUCAUUGUAUAACAGGGGUGUCAAACUCAUUUUGCGAUGGGGCCACUUUCAGUCUUCAACGAGAUCCAGAGGGCCGCAGUGAAAAUUGCUUGUAUUUCCUCGCCGUCUAAAUUUGCAAUAAAUUGUCCUCUAUCCAUCGUUUUUUGAAUUUGCGUUGCUCCCUGACUAUCUAGCAUUCAUUUGGGUGAUUAUUAGCUAGCUGGACAAAGUAUAUUGAGUUUGUUUUCCUACACAAAAAAAAAUAUAUAUAUUAUUUUUGACUCAAACCACUCACACGCCAGAUUGGACCCCCUCAUGGGCCGGAUCUGCCCGCAGGCCAUAUGUUUGACAUCCCUGGACUACACAAACUCGGGAAAAGCAGGUCUGGUUAAAUCCGGACCGUAAACUGUCAGGGGAGGUGUCAUCAACAGCAGCACAGAGAGAUGCAGAGUUAGAGUAGAAAGCCGUUCGAUCCAAUUGAGUCUGACACCGUCCGACAACCAUUACAUUUUAGCAGGUGUCUGCAGUCCCCUCUCGCUUGCAUUUGGGUGAAUGUUUUAUUUAGUUUGGAGAGACAGAGAGCGCAGACACUACUUUAUUGGGAGAAAACAUAAAAUUGUCUUUUAAAGGGCUAUACAAGGUCCAAUUGUGAGCACUAGUCAUUCAUUGUGCUGUGUAGGACAGGUUGAGAACAUUGUCACAGUACCUCCCUCAGGGAACACUAGAAACCGACAGAGGAACAUAAAAAAACACUCUAGAAUGCACCGGUGACGAUUCUAAGAGACACUAAAAUGCACCGGGGACAAUUCCAAGAGACACUCUAGAAUGCAGUGGUGACGAUUCCAAGAGACACUCUAGAAUGCAAUGGUGACGAUCCCAAGAGACACUCUAGAAUGCAGUGGUGACAAUUCCAAGAGACACUCUAGAAUGCAGUGGUGAUGAUUGCAAGAGACACUCUAGAAUGCAGUGGUGACGAAUCCAAGAGACACUCUAGAAUGCAGUGGUGACAAUUCCAAGAGACACUCUAGAAUGCAGUGGUGACAAUUCCAAGAGACACUCUAGAAUGCAGUGGGUGAGGGGGUGGGGGGGGGGUUUCUCUCUUUUUCUUUCAUUUGUGGUCAUCAUCACAUCUUCAAGAGUGAACCAUAUUUUCACUAACUCCUAGUGAAUGUUACUGCCUAUUUUACAGACAAUUCCGGACCCAAUAUCCCCUGAGAUACACAGAAUAGCACGUUUCACGGAACAUUCCUAAUGGUACACUGAACAUGGCUACUGCUCCAAAUAUCACUGACUAUUGCUGUGAGUUGGAAUGUCCCCUCCACUUCUAUCCUAUAUGGUGAGCACUGUCUGCCAACCAUGCUGUGAGGCUGGACAUAAGGACCAACAUAGAAUUAAUUUGUUUGUCAUCUUGUAAUAGCAGAAGAUAUUAUCAAUCAUAUCAUAAGUGAAGUUGCCAAAUAAUGUUUAAUCUAUCUAUGAAUUCUAAUAUGUAAAUGUAAUUAUCUUGUAACAUUCCAGGCCAGUUGGCAGCUGAGAGAUAAAUAUGAAGUAGCUAUUUUAGUUUUAUCGAUAUUAGUUUAUUCACUGUGCACAGAAUCAUAAACCAACUGGACAUGUGGGUAUACCAAUGAAUAUUUAUAUUCAAGAUGUGUAUUAUACAUUGAUUUAUUUUCAUGGGUUUUAAUCAUUGUCAAGAUAUAGCUUACUUCUUAUUAGCUGCCAGCCUUGUAUUCUCUUGUAUCUGCAUGUGGUUUCCUCACAGAGAUGUAUUCAAAGGAAGAAACGGGACGUUUUGGUUAGAGCCAAGGGUCAACUCCACUUCAAUCGCUUGUCAGUUGAACUGGACAAUAUAAUUUCUCUAUAGGACAGAAGUUAAAUUCCUAUAUUGACUGUUAAGACAACCCUGUCAGCUUUAAUGAUGCAUGCCUCUGUGAAAAGUUUACUGACCAGCAGCCUCUCAACACUGUUAGCAGCGUAGUAAUAUAAUUAUUAGUGAGGGGGAGCAGUCAAAUUGCUUUGGUCUGAGGGUCAAAAACCCUUCUAGGAAUUAUAUUUCUAUGGUAAGCAGAGCUUGGCCUGUGACUGAUGCUGGAAGAAAGCCCGUCUUGAUGUUUGAUCCAGAUCCUGAGGUAAUAGCAGUAGUCCUAGUUGCACUAAGAGACAAUCAGUGCACUGCAGUAACUUGACAGGUCAUUUGACCUUUGCUCAUCCUAUAAAUAUAAAGCAGUAUCCUGGAGGCUAAAUUAAUGCUAUUGUUGGUUGGAAAUCUAUGUGUAUAUUUCUAUGUUUUAUUCAGGUUCUGAGGUUAUAUGCUUUCGGGGGUUGGGGUAUAUAAAGAUAGUUUACUGUGCUUUUUCUAUAUGCGUUUAUUCACUACCUGAAUGAAGCCAUGUUACUUUCAAUCAAAUGACUACAUGUAUACUUAGCAUUCCUACUGCACUACCUCUACAAGGUGAUGUGUAUAUAAAAAAACAAGACUUCUAUUUUCAUUUGAAGAUUUA